AGGAACCAAAGCAAAGCGCUGCAGCUGUUUUUCUUUUAUUAAGUAAGCAAUAUACAACUAGUGUAAAACAGAGUAUUCAAGGGAUUGAUGAGCGACAUUUUAGCUCUUUUUUUUACCGCAGCUUGGGCAAAAAAUGGAAAUGAAGAUGAUAGCAAAACACUAGCAAAAACAUCAAGAUUUUAUGUUUUUAUUUACAUUUGAAAGUAAUCUCUUUUAUUUUUAACACGAUUUAAGCGGGUUUUUUAAAAAUAGUUCUGGGAUAAAAUGAAGGACUCCCUUCUCGCUUUGUCAAGCCGAAGUGUGAGGAGGAUCAGCGGGGCGGCCGGGCUGCUCUACCCGCUGCUCGGUGCCUAUCUCUGGGCUGCAGCGGUCGGGUACAAGCCGGUGAUCAUCGUGCACGGUUUAUUCGACAGCUCAGGGGAUUUUAAAGACUUACAGCGGUUCAUAAACGAGUCUCAUCCUGGCACAAAUGUUUCCGUCAUCGACUUGUUUGACAGAAGUGCCAGCCUGCAGCCCAUGUGGAAACAGGUGGAGGGAUUCAAGGAAGCUAUUCACCCAAUAAUGCAAAAUGCAGAAGACGGGGUCCAUUUUAUCUGCUACUCUCAAGGUGGGCUUAUUUGCAGAGGGAUCCUCUCGACUCUCAACGACCACAACGUCCAGUCUUUCAUCUCUCUGUCCUCGCCGCAGGCCGGGCAGUAUGGAGACACCGACUACUUGAGGUACCUCUUCCCACAGUUUGUGAAGUCCAACCUCUUUCACCUCUGCUACACAUCGGUAGGUCAGAGGAUCUCCAUCUGCAACUACUGGAACGACCCCCACCACAGAGACAUGUAUGUGAACAGCAGUGAUUAUUUGGCUCUGCUCAACAGCGAGCGAUCAAAUCCAAAUUCAACAGAGUGGAAGAAGAACUUCCUGAAAAUAAAAAAGCUGGUGCUGGUUGGAGGACCGGACGAUGGAGUCAUCACUCCCUGGCAGUCGAGUCAGUUUGGAUUUUUUGACGACAACGACACGGUCAUUGAGAUGCAGCACCAGGAUAUGUAUUUAAGGGAUGUUUUUGGUCUGAAGACGCUUGGGGCUCGUGGAGAUCUGAUCAUCUGUUCUGUUCCCGGCGUGGAACACGUGUAUUGGCAUUCAAAUGAGACUGUGUUCCACCUGUGCAUGGAGAAGUGGCUGGUGUAAAACAAAACACUCACACACAGAUACACACAAACAGAGAUACACACCCUGCAGGUUCACACAUGGUUGUGCAUUUCCACCAUGUGUGAAACUCUGCCUCUACUAUAAACUAUGAAGCAUGUCAUCUCAAUUUUUGGAUUACAGAUUCAAGAAAUUACUUCGUAAUUGUAGUGUUUGCUGGCAAAGUUUGGACUAUAGGUUCUGAACUAUUUAAGUUACAUAAAAGGGAAUCUCCAUUACUUUGCUUUCUUGCAGCGUAUCAGAUAAGAAGAUUUAUACCGCUCUCAUGACCAUAAGUCCUCGAAAUCAUUUAAUGUUUGUGAAUUUGAGGAGGUAAAUAGGGGCCUUGUAAGUUUAGAAAUUAAAUUAUUAUUUUAACAGUAGUAAAUCUUCCAUCUGCACCCUGCACAUGCUUAUUGUUUCUCAUGUAAACGACGUUGAGGAAGUACACCAUUAUUUAACCUUGAUGUUUAAGAACGUGUGGGAUUACUGGUACAGUAUAUGAAACUUCAGCCAGCUGCUUGGUUUUCAUCAACAUGUAAAACUACAUAUUUUAAUUAUUUCUUAUUAACCGUUCUGCUGUCAAACAAAUCCAGCAUUUCCAUGUAUGCUAAAGGUAUUUUCUCAGAAAAUAAAAAGGCCCAAACUUUAAGAAGCAACCAAUAGGAAGGCUCCUAUAAACUUGGUAGAGGUUAAACUAGCCAUUAUGUUAUUACACCCUGCAA
This is a messenger RNA of Notothenia coriiceps (black rockcod), 1901 nucleotides long. RefSeq names its product palmitoyl-protein thioesterase 2b (gene ppt2b). The record is from RefSeq and is a predicted model, not a curated record. The transcript is spliced from 8 exons. Gene Ontology annotation, molecular function: thiolester hydrolase activity. Bases 265 to 1179 code for a protein of 304 amino acids. Gene Ontology annotation, cellular component: lysosome. NCBI's taxonomy places the organism in Eukaryota, Metazoa, Chordata, Actinopteri, Perciformes, Nototheniidae.